AUGGCAGACCUUGCACUUCUUGAAGAUUUGGAACAAGCACUUUUGUGCAGAGAUCGCGUUUUUAGGGACCGCACAAACUUAUUUGCUGAGAGUGAUGAGUGGCUCAUUAGUCGUUUUUGUUUGCCAAGGGCAAUUUUGCUUGAUUUGUGUCAGCAGUUCUCACAACUUUUGGAGAGGCCGACAAAGCGCACCAGUGCAGUCCCCGUGCACACUCAGGUUCUUUCUACUAUUGGCUUUUUAGCCACAGGCACAUUUCAAAGGGAAAUUGGUGACAGGUCUGGUAUUUCUCAACCCACCGUGAGCCGAAUUAUGCCACACGUUUUACAUGCAAUUAUAUCACUUACAUCACAGUACAUUACGUUUCCAAAUAUCGCAGCGGAAAGGACAAAAAUUAUGACUGAUUUCUAUAACAUUGCAGGAUUUCCAAGUGUAAUUGGGGCAGUUGACUGCACACAUGUUGCCCUGAAAACUCCUACUGUUGAUGAAUUUGCAUUUGUAAAUAGAAAAGGCUAUCACUCCAUUAACGUGCAGGUAAUCUGUGAUGCACACUUGAACCUGCUAAAUGUCGUUGCGAACAUCCCGGGAGGGCCACACGAUUCCUUCAUUGUGCAGAACAGCAUCGUGGGACUUCGUCUUCAGCAAAGCGCUGCUGGAGAAGGCUGGCUAAUUGGUAAGUGUGUAUUAGAUUACUUCUCAACACCUUCUAGUGUACUGUAUUUUAUCUUAAUCUACAGCAUUGCAGGGGAUCGAGGAUAUGCUCUUAAAUCCUGGCUGAUGACCCCAGUGGCAAACCCUGUAUCCCAAAAGGAGCUGAAUUACAACCGAGCACAUGAGCGCACAAGAAGCACAGUAGAACGUGCAAUAGGCUUGCUGAAGGUUCGAUGGCUGUGUCUGUCAGGCAGAUGA
Messenger RNA from Polypterus senegalus (gray bichir), 906 nucleotides. RefSeq names its product putative nuclease HARBI1. Bases 1 to 906 code for a protein of 301 amino acids. NCBI's taxonomy places the organism in Eukaryota, Metazoa, Chordata, Cladistia, Polypteriformes, Polypteridae. The record is from RefSeq and is a predicted model, not a curated record. The transcript has a single exon.